Rhea pennata is the source of this 1239-nucleotide messenger RNA. RefSeq names its product arylacetamide deacetylase-like 4. Bases 1 to 1239 code for a protein of 412 amino acids. The record is from RefSeq and is a predicted model, not a curated record. Gene Ontology annotation, cellular component: membrane. The transcript has 4 exons. NCBI's taxonomy places the organism in Eukaryota, Metazoa, Chordata, Aves, Rheiformes, Rheidae. Gene Ontology annotation, molecular function: lipase activity; carboxylic ester hydrolase activity.
AUGGCAUUUAUUUAUACAACUUUAGUAAUAAUAGGAAUAGUUUUAUUUUCUCCUGUUGUAUUACCAGUCCUGUUUUUGGGGGGGUUAUUCUAUGACUUCUUGAAAUCAGAAUUGCCACCUGGCAUUGACCAGCCUCUAAAGCUUCGUUUUUUCCACUCACUGUUGAUUUCCACCAUGGUCGCGGGAAAGAUUUUGGAGAAGCUAGGAAUCUGCAGUGACUUGAGCUUAUUGCGUUUUGUGUUAGACGGAAUACCACCAUGGAGAGAUUCAAAACUCCUUAUCAAAGAUCUCAAAGUAGAUGAAGUACCACUGAGGAUUUAUCAGCCGAAAUGGCCACCCACUGGCAAAAGAAAAGGAAUAUUGUAUUUCCAUGGAGGCGCUGGCACGUUUGGGAGUAUCAGAACUUUUGAAAGAGUAUGCCGCUAUAUUGCCAGAGAAUGCAACUCAGUGGUUGUGUCUGUUGGUUAUCGUUUGGCUCCUGAGCAUCCAUAUCCAGGGCAAUAUUUUGAUUGUCUCACCGCUACCUUGUACUUUAUGAGGAAUUUAAAAGAGUAUCAUGUGGAUCCUGCCCUCAUCAUCAUUGCUGGUGACAGCUGUGGAGCUAAUUUUGCUACAGUUAUUUGCCAAAUACUACUGAAUAAAAGAGAUCUUCCAGAAGUACAUGCUCAGAUCUUAAUUUAUCCAGGACUCCAGGGGAUAGAUUUUCACCUGCCUUCAUAUCAGCAGAAUGCUUCAGUCCCUAUAUUGUUUCGGAAGUUAGUUAUCUACUUUUGUUUUCGUUAUCUUAAUAGAAAACCAUCAUAUCUGGAUGAUAUCCUACAGAAUUGCCAUGUCCCUGAGAGUAUGAAACUGAAGUAUAAAAAAUGGGUAACUGCAGACAAUAUUCCCAGAGAAUUUAAGAUCAGAGGCUACAAACCACAGAAGCCUACUUCAUAUAAACCUGAAGCUCAUGAAGCAAUCAAAGAAGUGUUGGCAAUACCAUUUUCCCCACUUCUAGCUGAAGACUCCAUUAUUUGCCAGCUCCCUGAAUCUUUUAUUGUGACCUGUGAGUUUGAUGUGCUUAGGGAUGAUGGACUGUUAUACAAGAAGCGAUUAGAGGACAAUGGUGUCCAAGUAACCUGGUAUCACUCUGAGAAUGGUUUCCAUGGAAUUUUAAGCUUCUUUGGCUAUGGGAUUUUUUCAUUUUUAUCUGGGAAAAAAAUUAUGGAUAAUAUUGUGAAUUAUAUAAACAGUUUAUAA